UAUACCGCAAAUAUGGCGCUGCCCGUAUAGAGGGUUGGGGUAUCGCGGUCGGCUGGAUGAGCCUAUUCCAGUUUAACCGAGUGUAGGAUGGAUUCUAAUAAAGGGACCUCUUCAAGAUUAUUCGCGCUAUCUCCUAUAGAAGCAAAAGAAGAAAUAGACGAGAAAUUUGAACGCUGUUUUACCUUUUUGCAAGGCAUCAUCAGUGGGGUGUCAGAAAAGGAAGCACAUGAUGCACUUAAUGCAGCAGUUUGUAAAGCUGCUCAGGCACACGAUGACAUCAACACAGGGUUUCUCUAUGGCAUUCUCACAGAUUCUUCGAAUGGCGCAAGGUACUACCGUGACGUGACAUUUAUUGCACGUGAUGGGCUGCAACAUCUCAUCAAUCAGCUGAGCUUGCUCAUACUCGAAAAGUACCCCAAGUUACACGACAGUUGUCGAUCGCAGUUGAUCUGGCUUAUCAAAGAGCUCAUAAAAAAUUCAGUUAUUAAUGUGGAUACGUUGUGUCAGAACCUGUUGAGGCAGAUAGCAGGAGGAGAUGUGUCACCAAAAAAUGUCUUUCUGGUGGAAGCCAUGCUGGACAUCUUCAACGAGCACAGUGCUUGGCUAGCUGGUCUACCCGUACUGACUGCCACAGCCGUGUACACAUAUCUCCGGCUAAUCGUCGAUCAUGGCAGCCAGCCGUUUUUAACACUGAGGCAAAGGGAAGUUGACUUUUGCAUCGGCAUGUUGAGGGAAAAGUUCACGGAAUGUGCCAUAAUUGGGCGAGACCUGGUGCGUCUGCUACAGAACGUGGCACGCUUACCAGAGUUUGAGAAGCUAUGGAAGGACAUCUUGCAUAAUCCCUCUUCUCUGUCUCCCACAUUUACUGGUGCACAGCAGCUGCUCACGCAGCGGACUUCUCGGAGGUUUCUUCAGUGCCGUCUGACGCCCGAUAUGGAGCGCAAGAUCAUCUUCCUCACGUCCCAGGUGAAAUUCGGCAACCAGAAACGGUACCAGGAUUGGUUUCAGAAACAGUACCUGAGCACACCUGAGAGUCAAUCGUUGCGCUGUGACAUCAUCCGAUUCAUCUGUGGAGUGAUUCAUCCAUCCAACGAACUACUCUGUUCUGACAUUAUUCCACGGUGGGCAGUGAUCGGCUGGCUGCUAACAACGUGCACAUCCAAUGUGGCGGCUUCCAAUGCCAAGCUCGCUCUUUUCUACGAUUGGCUAUUCUUCAACCCCGAACGGGACAAUAUUAUGAACAUUGAGCCAGCUAUUCUGGUGAUGUACCAUUCCAUGAGGCCUCACCCUGCAAUCACUGCCACACUGCUGGAUUUCCUCUGCAGGAUAAUGCCAAACUUCUGCAAGAACUUAGCAGCACAGGUCAAGCAAGGCAUAUACACGUCACUACGGCAGAUACUUGAGAAACGUGUGCUAGCUUCUCUGUCUCCGUUGUUUGACAAUCCCAAGUUGGACAAAGAGCUUCGGUCGAUGAUUCGAGAACAGUUUGCGGAGUUCUGCUCUCCCGUUGAUGGCAAGGUAGAAGACCCAGUUCCGUUACCGCCAGGAGCCAUGAUUCUUGAUGGCAACCACAAUUCCGUCAUGAACUGUGAAGGUGAAGCGCAGUUUAGUGAAGAUGAAGACGACAUACCAUUAGGAAAACUUCGGUCAAAAGACAUCAAAUUUCAGCCUAUUCGAGAGUCAAAAGUUGAACAAAUUGAUAUUAGUGAACAUCUGGCACAGCUGAAUGGCAAUAUCAAGAAAAAUAUCCUGGAAUUGCAAAAUGAAAAGGACAGUGAAUCCCAAUGUGAAAUUGUGGAGCGAUUAUUACAAGCAAUACUUCGGGAGGAGGACUUCGAUCAGGACACAGCAACAUCUAUAGGCACAUGCUUAGCACAGAUUCUGGACAAUGAAUUUACAAGGAGAUUGCUUCCGCAAGAACCGGACGAUGAGUCUAUAGAGGAGUCCAUAGGAACGCCUCUGUUUGUACUAUUCAGAAACCUGUGCCAGACCCCCGAAGAGGACCCUAGUCGGCAAGCCCAGCUCACCAUUCUUUGGGAAGUGGGAGCCCUUCAGCCUCGUCUUGGCUAUCGGCUGCUCUACUUUUUGAGGACCUCCUCCCCACCAGGGGGCGGAGGAUCUUCGCCGUCUGCUGGGUACUCUUCCUACAGGGACUACGCUCGAAGUCAUAGUGCGCUGUCGGCGUGCCUCUUGCAAGAUCUCAGGUUGUGUCAAGAAGACGACGUCCGGUUAUUCUGCUACUUAAUACCAGAAAUAUAUACGCAGUUUCCAAACGUUGCUAUAGGCAAUACGGAUAUCUUGAACAUGGUAGUGUCAUGCAUUGAUGCAUCACAGUUGCAAGACCUUGUCUGCCAAAUUCUCCAAGGAAACAUGGUGAUGUUCCGGAAGGACUCCUUCAUAUCCAUCUUGAAUGCCAGCCUUGAGUGGGAGACCUUUGAGCAGUUCUGCUUGUGGCAGCUCAUCGCGGCACACAACAUUCCUGUCGACUACAUCUUGCCCAUUCUGCCCAAAUUGGAAUUUCAAGCACAUGCAGAGGCCCUGACAAGUAUACUGCUGUUGCUUAAACAAGAAAUGCCAUCAGCGGAACUCCUGAAGCACAUAUUGUGUCGGGACGCAAAGAGCAACGACUUUUUUGUCGUCUCAAUCCUCAAGUACUGGACACAGGAGCACGAAGAAAAAUUAUCUGAACUUGUCGGGUCUUUAUUUAGCAAGACGGGAGCAGCUGCCAAAAGAAAAAGGCCGCAAAUGGGAAACAAAAGCCAAGGUCCCGCUGUGGAACAGACAUUGGCUCACCUCGAUCAGCUGCGGCAACAUUGCAAACAAACAUCCUUUUUUAGUCAACCAGCUAUUCAGGCAGCCCUUUCUCAAGUACAGGCAACUGCAGCAGAAUCACAAAAGACAAAGUACAGCGAUCUCUUUGCCCUCUCGGAAGACACAGACGACAUGAAAACGCCAUCAUCUGGAACUACGGGGACAAAAAGCUCGUCUGGAAGGAGUUCUGGCGGCAGUGGGCGGGGGGGUGGCAAGUCAGGUGGCGGGAAGGGGGCAGCACGUUCCAAGAUGGCACUGGCUGACACAGACAGCAGCACAGAAUCUAGUGAUGAUGAAGAAACAGCCAAACCAAAGCCACCGCGAAAGAAAAAGAAAACACAAAUGGUGACUUCGGACAGCGACUGAUGUGGAAAAAAAAAAUCAUGAUAGGUUAAUAACUCAAAACAACAUGUGUGAACAGAGUGACCUGUACAGUAUUCUGCUCAUUGUGCAUCCGUUCUCUUCACACAGCCGUGAUUGUGCUUGCAGCAGACUGUCAGCCUUGCACGUGAUGACAGAUUGUGACCCAAGUGAUCAUUCGUCAGUGAUCUGUGCUGUGACGUGACUCGACACAGAAGCCGCCACAAGACUGUGAAUGAAAUGUUUUUUUUUUUUUCGGGUUUUACCGUUUUUGUAUAUUGUCGAGACUGUUGCUGACUGAAUCGUGUGAUAGGUAGUGCAUAUAGAGAGUGCAUAAUGUAAAUAGCUAAAAGAAAAACUUUGUAAAGGUAACACAUGUGAAGAAGAAAAAAAAAAGAAAAGGAGUGAAAGGUGACAGAAAGCGGCCCAGUGGCCAUGCCUUUAGCUGUCAUUUUAAACGGAGAAAUAAAUCACUGAGACAAAAAGGAGCACCGUUGACCUGUAAGUACAACCAUGCUCCACCAUUAUUAUAAAAAGGCUUGUGUUUGUAGAAGUGUGUGCUCAAAUAUUAUGAUAAAAUCAUCCCAUGGAAGUCGA
This is a messenger RNA of Ornithodoros turicata, 3768 nucleotides long. It is a transcript of the gene IntS3, whose product is annotated as integrator complex subunit 3-like. The transcript has 29 exons. Gene Ontology annotation, cellular component: cytoplasm. Lineage: Eukaryota; Metazoa; Arthropoda; Arachnida; Ixodida; Argasidae. The record is from RefSeq and is a predicted model, not a curated record. The coding region runs from base 88 to 3177 and encodes 1029 amino acids.